UGGUACGGAACCGGAGGCAGCGUGCUGUUGCUCGUCUCAGCGACAGAUCAGUCAGCCCGUCAAAAUGUUGAGAAUUACGAUCCGGGCAGACGUAGGAUCCCUUUGGUUUUUGUUUUGUAUCAUAUAUUCGCAAGUCUUGACCGUGUCCUCUGAUGACAUAGUGGUGGCAUGCGGUGGAUUUGUGAAAUCCGACGUUGAAAUCAACUACUCCCUGAUCGAGAUUAAACUGUACACCAAACAAGGUUCCUUGAAAUAUCAGACGGAUUGUGCUCCAAUCAAUGGUUACUUCAUGAUCCCUCUCUAUGACAAGGGUGACUUUGUUUUGAAGAUCGAGCCUCCUCUCGGGUGGAGCUUUGAGCCUACCAGUGUUGACCUGCAUGUGGAUGGAGUCAGUGACAUCUGUACCAAAGAACAAGACAUCAAUUUUGUCUUUACAGGUUUCUCAGUCUCAGGAACGGUUCUGAGUAAGGGCCAUCUCCUGGGCCCAGCAGGAGUAGAAGUCAAACUGAGUCGAGCAGGAACAGAGGAGAAACUGCAGAGUGUCGUGACACAGCCUGGAGGAAAGUAUACCUUCUUCAAAGUGCUACCUGGAUAUUAUGACAUCACAGCCUCCCAUUCCUCUUGGACUCUGGAGCAGAGUACUACCUCAGUGCACGUCUCCAAUUCCAAUGCCCCAGCCGCCGACCAUCUGGUGGUUGGAGGCUACGAUGUCUCGGGGGAGGUCCGCAGUGAUGGAGAGCCCAUGAAGGAGGUCACCUUCUUACUGUACUCCGCCACAGUCAAGAGAGAGGACAUCAGUGGCUGUAAUCCAUCCCCAGUGGAGGGUGCAGAUUCUGGGGACAGCUCCCUGGUCUAUCUGUGCAGCGCUCUGUCCAGGGAGGACGGCACAUUCAGCUUUCCGUCACUGGCCAGCGGCGAGUACACUGUGGUGCCUUUCUACAGGGGAGAACGAAUCACUUUUGAUGUUGCUCCCUCUAGGAUGAAUUUCAAAGUGGAACACAACAGCUUAAAACUAGAGCCCAUGUUCCGUGUGAUGGGCUUCUCUGUGACGGGCAGAGUUCUCAACAGCGCUGGUGGGGAGGGUGUACCUGAUGCUACAGUUUCCCUCAACAACCAGAUCAAAGUUGUCAGCAAGGAGGAUGGUUCUUUCCGGUUGGAGAACAUGACAGCUGGUACCUACACCAUCCGCGUUAACAAGGACCUCAUGUUCUUUGAGCCAAUCACAGUGAAAAUUGCACCCAACACGCCUCAACUUCCAGACAUCAUCACAGCAGGGUUCAGUGUCUGCGGCCAGAUCUCCAUCAGCCGCCUGCCUGAGGGCAUGAAGCAGCAGGGUCGCUACAAGGUCACCCUGACACAGCAGGGCCAAGACAAGGCUUCGAGUCGGACCAUCGACUCCGACCCUCAGGGGGCCUUUUGCUUUCAGGCCAAACCUGGAGACUAUAGCGUCCAUGUAUCUCUCCCUGAAGCUGAGGUGAAAGCAGGCCUGGCUCUGCAGCCUCAGGCCCUAGAGGUCUCCCUUGUGGACCAACCCCUGACAGACCUGCUUUUUACUCAAUUCAUGGCCUCUGUUUCUGGAAAAGUCUACUGUCUAGCUUCCUGUGACGACUUCUCAGUAACCCUGCAACCAGUGAGUCGGCAGGGAGACAGGAGGGCGGUGGCUCUGUCUGGCAGCAGUGACGUCCUCAGCUUCUCUUUUGACAACGUUUUACCUGGGAAAUACAAAGUGAGCAUUUCUCAUGAGGAGUGGUGCUGGAAACAUAAGUCCAUGGAAGUGGAGGUUCUGGACUCCGAUGUUCUGGGGGUGGAGUUCAGACAGAUUGGCUACAUCCUGCGCUGCUCCCUCUCACAUGCCAUCACUUUGGAAUUCUUCCAAGAUGGGAGCAAACCUGAGAACGUCGGCGUGUACAACCUCUCUAAGGGAGUCAACCGUUUCUGCCUCUCCAAGCCCGGUGUUUACAAAGUCACCCCUCGCUCCUGCCAUCAAUUCGAGCAGGACUUUUACACCUACGAUACCUCAGCCCCCAGUAUCCUGACCCUCACUGCGGUGCGGCAUCACAUGACAGGACUCAUCACCACUGACAAGAUUCUGGAUGUCACAGUCACAAUCAAAUCAUCCAUCGAGAGCGAGCCAGCGCUGGUUCUCGGUCCUCUGCGCAGCCUGGAGGAACAGAGGCAGGAGCAGCAACUGCAAGAGAUCCAACUGCGGCGUCAGGAACGAGAGCGUCGUGCAGCCGAAGAGGAAGGAGGUGCCAAAGAUGACAGCCCACCUAUCCAAGAGAAGGCUGAUGAACUGACAGGCCCCUUCCACUAUGAGUUCUCCUAUUGGGCCAGGGCUGGUGAGAAAAUCACAGUGACUCCCUCGUCCAAGGAACUGUUGUUUUACCCUCCUGAAGUGGAGGCAACCAUCACUGGAGAGUCGUGCCCUGGUCGGCUGGUGGACAUCAUUGGGCGUGCAGGUCUCUUCUUAGAGGGCAAGGUUUCGCCAGAGCUGCAGGGUGUGGAGAUAUCCAUCACUGAGAGAGGAGCUGCGACACCACUCAUUACUGUGGCCACUAAUGAGAUGGGAGCAUACAGUGUGGGUCCACUCCAUAGCGACCGGCAGUACGACAUCAGUGCCAGCAAAGAAGGUUUCGUCCUGAGUCCUGUGGAGGGAACCCAGGGAGAUUUCAAGGCAUUUGCUCUGGCUGGUGUCACCUUCAAGAUCAAAUCGGAGGAUGGUCAAGCCCUUUCUGGUGUUCUUCUGUCUCUGAGCGGAGGACAGUUUCGUUCCAACCUUCUGACUCAGGACACUGGCCUCCUCACCUUCAAUAAUCUGAGUCCUGGUCAGUACUACUUCAAGCCCAUGAUGAAGGAAUUCCGCUUUGAACCGGCAUCUCAGAUGAUCACAGUGGAGGAGGGUCAAAACCUCAGCAUUGAUAUAACUGGAAUUAAGACUGCAUACAGCUGCUAUGGAGCGGUGCAGUCUCUGAGUGGGGAUGCAGAGCGGGACGUGGCCGUGGAGGCGGUGGGUCAGGGAGACUGUAGCCUCUACAGUGAGGACACGGUCACUGAUGAGGAGGGCCGGUUCAGACUCAGGGGUCUGCUGCCGGGUUGCAAGUAUCUGAUUCAGCUGCGAGCUGAAGGCAACGACCACAUAGAGAGGGCUCUGCCACAGCACAGAGCUAUAGAGGUCGGCAGCAGUGACAUUGAAGGGGUCAACAUCAUCGCGUUCAGGCAGAUUAAUCAGUUUGAUCUCAGUGGAAACAUCAUCACAUCUCCUGAACACCUCCCAACACUAUCGGUGAAACUUUAUAAAAGUGACAAUCUGGACAACCCUAUCAACAGUGUCUCUCUGGGACAGUCUCUUUUCUUCCACUUCCCUCCUCUGGACAGAGAUGGCGAGAGUUAUGUGCUCAUGCUGUACUCCACGCUGUCCCGCUCCCAGUACGAUUUCACUCUGCCUCAGGUCUCCUUCACCUCCAAUGGAUACCACAAGCAUGUCACGCUCACCUUCAACCCCACACGUAAAGUGCCUGACCAGGAUGUUGCACAAGGCUCCUACAUAGCUCUGCCCCUCACUCUCCUGCUCCUGCUAGCAGCGUACAACCACGAGAAGGUGAUUCCCCUCCUGUUACAGUUGGCAAAUCGCAUCCAGGGAGUGAGGAGCAUGGCCCAGGCCAGCGGUGACAGCGCUGCUCUGGAUGAAGCCAAACGUCAGGCCAAGAGACAGAAAGCCAGGCGCACAUGAGCCCAGCCUCAGAUCACGUCUUUGUAUGUUAAAUUGAACGCCGGCAUGCGCGAUCCCAGCCUCGGAGAGCACUGGGCUGCACUUCUUCAGUGUGAACACCUGUGCAUCCUGUGUGCUGGUGAAUCAUUUAGUUUACAAAGAUGUGAUUUGGGCUCAGGUGAAGCCCAACACAAACCACUCAGCAUGCAUUACCACCACCUCAUCAGCCAUUCAGGUUCAAAGGACUGAUAGCUGAAGUUUUCCAUUUUCUCUCAACACAACAAACAAGUCAUUGUCUAAGAAAACUUUUAAUAUUUGUAGUAAAGUAUGAGCCAUUUUUAUACCUUUAUAAUUUAUCAAGGUCAACUAAAAUCUUUUUCUUGUGUUUUUGAAAGUACUUAGAAGCUUGUGAUCUCAGUCCUAAUGUUGUUUAGGACUAGCAGACAUUGCAGACAACCAUGUGUCUCUCCUAUCAGUGCUGGGGUCACUUCAGACAACGCAAAGUGGAUUUUCAUCAGAAUGUGGCUGGAAUUUGACCAGAACUACCAGUAUUGGCUUAAGGAUAUUUCAAAUUUCUAAAAGUAUGGGCUCCCCAUGUGUUUGAUAUUAAACUAAACUGACCUGUUCAGUGCCAUCACAAAUGGGAUUCUGUAAAAGCUAAUGAUGACUAAAAGACAGCCAAAGAUGCUGACAAGCUAAUACUGGUUUUAUAUUGUUGUCAGUCUGCUGCUUAAAUGGAAAUCACCAACGAGUUACUCUAAUGCACUCCACUUCUGAUGGUGUUUUAUAAGCUGUUAAGUGUGAUGUAAGAUUGACUUUAUGUCAGUUUCUCCAUUAGCUCAGGAAAGUGAUGGUGAAUGCGAUGCUGGAAAUUGGGUUUGAACACUGUGUGAGGAGAAAUUUUGGAUUUUUUUUUUUUUUAAGGGAAGGACCGGGGCAACAGGGCGGGAAGCUACAGAACUAAUAGUUGAUUAAUUUAUUAACAUAUGUUGAAUCAGAUGUGAAUGAUGACCUAGUUUGUAAGCUAGGAAAUGUCUUUCAGAAGUGUGUUUGAUUUUUUUUUCUAAAUUAUAUUCUAUCAGUUGAAGUGUGUGACAAGUUAUUUUAAACAGCAGCAUAGCAUUUAAGAAGACUGUCUUUCUCAGAAGUGAAAAUGAAUGAGCAUAUCUACAAAGGGUCUGCCACGACCUUCAGUUAAACUUUGAAAGAUAAGGCAGGAUUGUAAUUUCAGAAGCUCAUUGUCUUACCACCGAGCUGUGUAAUGCACUGUGAAAACUAUGGACCCCAAUUAUUUUUCUGUAUUUAAUUCAUCUGCUCUCAGUUUUGACUGACUUUCACAGAAAGAUGAAAAGGCCACUGACUAUUUACUGAGUUGAAAGAUAUUCCAAUUAGUCUACAUUUAGGGGGAGUUGAUUAGUUUGGUUGGGGUGGGAGAGGGAGGAUGAGGGCGGUGGGGUGUAACUGUCAUUUGGUCAGAAUCUGUUAAUUUUUGAGAUAAUGAAUAAAGUUUGACUGGAAGAAAAUUAACUGCAUGGAUUUUGUGGCUUUGCCUGUAGGGGGCAGUGUAAUUCUAGACAUGAAUAUGAUCAGAAAGAUGGCAAGAAGUGAGUCUUAGCAUUCUUAAAGUCUUAAAGUACAAAACUCAUACUUUAUUAGUUCUGGAUUACAAAAAAAACCCCCAGAAAAAUCAAUAAGUCUGAGCCUGACACAUCAUUACAGCUUCUUCUCACCCAAUCUGCUUUAAUUUCAGCUUUAAUUCAGUGGGUUGAACAAAAAGAUUGCAUAAAUAUGUGAAGAACUAAAGCAUUAAAAAAAAAUCCCUUCAUUUCAAGAGCUCAAAAAUAAUUGGACAAAUUAAGUAACUGACAAUAAAAUGUUGAAUGUUGGUUGAAAACCCCUUUGCUGGCAAUGACUGCCUGAAGUCCUGAACUCAUGGACAUCACCAGACGCUGGGUUUCCCCCUUUUUAAUGCUCUGCCAGGUCUUUACUGCAGAGGUUUUCAGUUGCUGUUUGUUUGUGGGCCUUUCUUUCGGAAGUUUAGUCUUUAACAGGUGAGAUGCAUGCUCAGUUGGGUUGAGAUCAGGUAACUGACUUGGCCAUUCAAGAAUAUUCCACUUCUUUGCUUUAAUAAAGUCCUGGGUUGCUUUGGCUGUA
Molecule: messenger RNA, 5863 nt
Organism: Amphiprion ocellaris (clown anemonefish)
Lineage: Eukaryota; Metazoa; Chordata; Actinopteri; Pomacentridae
Gene: nomo
Product: nodal modulator
Exons: 31
Coding region: 65-3730 (1221 amino acids)
Cellular component (GO): endoplasmic reticulum membrane
Molecular function (GO): carbohydrate binding
Source: RefSeq, a predicted model, not a curated record